AUGACAUCAUGUCAAAUUUUCCUAUCGAUGACUAUAAGAACUGAAUUCUCGUUUCUGAUCAACUCUCGCGAGCUGUCAACGAAGAAUUAGCGCGCAGCGAGAAGGGAAUUCGUAUCUGAAAAUGCUGUUCUACUCGUUCUUUAAGUCGUUGGUGGGGAAGGACGUGGUGGUGGAGCUGAAGAAUGAUUUGAGUAUCUGUGGAACUCUGCAUUCGGUUGAUCAGUAUCUGAACAUCAAGCUUACAGACAUCAGUGUCACAGACCCGGAGAAAUACCCCCACAUGCUUUCGGUGAAGAACUGUUUUAUCCGUGGCUCCGUGGUGCGGUACGUACAGCUACCUGCGGACGAGGUGGACACGCAGCUACUGCAGGACGCCGCUCGCAAAGAGGCCAUGCAGCAGAAACAGUGAUUUCAACUGGGGAGGGAGGGGCAGGAGAGAUGGGUUAGUGGGUAGGGUUUUUUAUUCACUUUUUGAGGCAGGUAGGGAUUAUUCAGCAACAAACAGCAGAAGAUAUGUUUUUGUUUUCGGGUGGGGGCACUAAAAUGUAAGUAAUUCUAUAACUUGUAAGAAUGGAUUUUUGUUUUUUGAAACCGUGAAAAGGUCUGAAGUUUGAAGAUCAUUUUUAUUUUGUUAUGCGGUGUUUGACAUUUGAAAAAUAAUAAAUAAAUUAUAUAACU
Molecule: messenger RNA, 678 nt
Organism: Acipenser ruthenus (sterlet)
Lineage: Eukaryota; Metazoa; Chordata; Actinopteri; Acipenseriformes; Acipenseridae
Product: U6 snRNA-associated Sm-like protein LSm2
Exons: 5
Coding region: 122-409 (95 amino acids)
Biological process (GO): mRNA splicing, via spliceosome
Cellular component (GO): catalytic step 2 spliceosome; Lsm1-7-Pat1 complex; precatalytic spliceosome
Molecular function (GO): RNA binding
Source: RefSeq, a predicted model, not a curated record